AUGGCACGAAUCAAAACCACUGCCAAGCGAAAAAUGUCUCCUUUCGAUCCAGAAACUGACUCAGACAACUACUCAAGUCCUGAAUCCACAAGACAAGGUUUAAAACAAAAGUCAGUAUCUCCUCCUAGGGCACCUCCUAAACCGCCUUCUCAAAAGGCCAAAAAACAUUCAUCGUCAAAACCUACUGCCUCCUCCAUCAGACGAUCUUCAAGAGUUCAAUCUGGGGCUGUCCUUUCAAACAAGAAGAUUACUCAGGACUCAACUGUGCAUGAGAUUGAUUCGGACGAUUCCAAAGGUCAUGCCUCUGCCAAAUCGGUUCCUAAAUCUUCCUCCAAACCGUCCACUCCAAAACGGCAGAAAACCAAAUCAUCUGAACCAAGAAAACCGACUCCAAAGAAAUCUCAUUCAUCCAAACCGAUUCCUGUCCCUCUCUUUAACUCCACAGAAUCGGACUACAUGUUGAAUGCUGCAAUUGUGGGUCGAUCAGCUCCUUAUGGGAUGAUCUUGACCAAAAUCUUUAAAUACUUUAAAGUACCCCUUGAUGAUGAAGAAAGUAUUCAGUGCAAUAAUUUUUUCACUAUGAAAAAUAUCAAACAAAUGCGCAUUGAUCUGCCUGAACAAACCCCCACCUCAAGGAAGAAGAAAACUGCCUCAAAGAAGCAUAAGUCUGCAUCUCCACUAUCUCAUUCUCGCACACCUUCAUUCAACUCCGCUAGCUCAACACUUCCUCCAUCUCCACAAGUCAGUAAGGAUCCAUCUACGCAUAAUGCUGCUCCUUCAGUAAAGGAUGGUGAAGACUUAGUCUUUGAUCUAAACGUAUCAUAUGAUCACCAUUCUUCAAAAAGCCCUCAUAAGAACAUACCAUCUCAAGUAAGCCUGAACUCUUCUCCUAUCUCUCCAAAUGUUGCUCAAUCUAAUUCUGAUCCGGAUUUACAAGAAAAAUCCAAAUCUCCUUUGGCUCCACCUUUUGAAAAUUUUUCCAAGGAUAAGGCUAAAAGUUCAAAAUCCAAAAGAGCGCGUAAGGAUUCAACCACCAGCAUGAAAUCGGCAGAAACUGAGAACAAAAGGUUUUUAAAGUUUCUAAAGAUCAUUAGGAAAGACCAAAAGAAGUUGUUGGUUACUUUUUCUCACUUUCAAAACACUAUAACUCAGUUUGGACUCAUUCUGGAAUGGGUUACCAAACACUUGGGUUCAUCAGCUGCUGCCCGUGAUCAGCCUCCUGUGCUACCACCCCAGUUCUCUUUUGCCCCCGACUCUACAUCUUCAUCAUCUGAAGAUUCAUCUUCCGCUGAUUGA
Molecule: messenger RNA, 1296 nt
Organism: Cicer arietinum (chickpea)
Lineage: Eukaryota; Viridiplantae; Streptophyta; Magnoliopsida; Fabales; Fabaceae
Source: RefSeq, a predicted model, not a curated record